Molecule: messenger RNA, 1361 nt
Organism: Globicephala melas (long-finned pilot whale)
Lineage: Eukaryota; Metazoa; Chordata; Mammalia; Artiodactyla; Delphinidae
Gene: GHRHR
Product: growth hormone releasing hormone receptor
Biological process (GO): cell surface receptor signaling pathway; adenylate cyclase-activating G protein-coupled receptor signaling pathway; positive regulation of cell population proliferation
Cellular component (GO): plasma membrane
Molecular function (GO): peptide hormone binding; growth factor binding; growth hormone-releasing hormone receptor activity
Source: RefSeq, a predicted model, not a curated record
AUGGACAGCAAGGUGUGGGGUGCCUGCCUCCUCUGCUUGCUGUGCCCCUUACCCACCGUACUGGGCCACGUGCACCCAGAGUGUGACUACAUCACCCAGCUGAGAGAGGAUGAGCGAGCUUGUCUGCAAGCGGCAGAGGGGAUGUCCAACUCCACCUUUGGCUGCCCCAGGACCUGGGAUGGGCUGCUGUGCUGGCCGACGGCAGGCUCUGGCGAGUGGGUGAGCCUCCCCUGCCCGGCUUUCUUCUCUCACUUCAGCUCAGAGCCAGGGGCCGGGGCCUUGAAGCGGGAUUGCACCGUCACGGGCUGGUCUGAGCCCUUCCCGCCCUAUCCUGAGGCCUGUCCUGUGCCCCUGGAGCUGCUAACUGAAGAGAAAUCCUACUUCUCCACCGUGAGGGUCGUCUACACCAUGGGCCACAGCGUCUCUGCCGUGGCCCUCUUCAUGGCCAUCACCAUCCUGGUUGCCCUCAGGAGGCUCCACUGCCCCAGGAACUACAUCCACACCCAGCUGUUCGCCACCUUUAUUCUCAAGGCGGGAGCUGUGUUCCUGAAGGAUGCCACCCUCUUUCACGGCGAGGACACGGACCACUGCAGCUUCUCCACUGUUCUGUGCAAGGUCUCUGUGGCCACCUCCCAUUUCGCCACCAUGACCAACUUCAGCUGGCUGCUGGCAGAAGCUGUCUACCUGACCUGCCUCUUGGCCUCCACGUCACCCAGUGCAAGGAGAACCUUCUGGUGGCUGGUCCUUGCUGGCUGGGGGCUUCCCCUGCUCUUCACCGGCAUGUGGGUGGGUUGCAAGCUGGCCUUUGAGGAUGUUGCGUGCUGGGACCUGGACGACAGCUCCCCCUACUGGUGGAUCAUCAAAGGACCCAUCGUCCUUUCCGUUGGGGUGAACUUUGGGCUUUUUCUCAAUAUUAUCCGUAUCUUGCUGAGGAAACUGGAGCCAGCUCAGGGCAGCCUCCACACCCAGCGUCAGUACUGGCGUCUCUCCAAGUCAACCCUUCUCCUCAUCCCGCUGUUUGGAAUUCACUACAUCAUCUUCAACUUCCUGCCUGACAGUGCUGGCCUGGGCAUUCGCCUCCCCCUGGAGCUGGGACUGGGUUCCUUCCAGGGCUUCAUUGUUGCCAUCCUGUACUGCUUCCUCAACCAAGAGGUGAGGACUGAGAUCUCACGGAGAUGGCGUGGCCACGAUCCUGAACUUCUGCCAGCCUGGAGGACUCACGCCAAGUGGACGAUGCCUUCCCACUCAAGGGCGAAGGUGCUGACAUCUGUGUGCUAGGCUGGCCACAUCACGUGACUAGAAUCCACACCUGAACUUGGGCAGCUACCCGGGCCCACCACCCUUCAGAGGAGUGAGAGCAG